UGAGAGAAUGGGGUCAGUUAUGAUGAUUCCCACUUUCCUCUUCCUGAGUCUCCUUGCUGGAAGCUUGGCUCAAAAUCCAGAGUUAAGUUCAGAUGAAAAUUAUAAUUACCCUGAUUUAUGGGAUGAAGUUAGUGGGGACAUAUCAGAAUUCCCAGUACAAAACAACAAAAUAAUCAUUGAUAUUUGGAAAUAUGUUGACCGAUUGAGAAUGUAUAAGAUUCUUUUCAACAAAUCAGACGAAUACUUUUUUCAGUUAGGACAAAACAAUACAGGGAAUGCUUUGUGGGCACUCAACAUGUUUUUCGGAAGACUGUAUAAGACGGAUCGACUUUCAGAACCUUCUGAUAGUUCAGUCUGUGCUUAUGGGAGUGGCUGCAUAUCGAGCAACAGUGGCUGGGGAGGUGUUAACUUCUACGUGCUUAGUAUAAAUUUCCUUGCGGCCGUUGAAUCUGGGUUUUUGGGAGAUAUACCCUAUGAGAUAGAGUUUGUACGUGGAAAAGAACGCAGAUCUGAUUACUGUUACUCACUUCGUGAAUGUCGUGCAGCCCACCCAAUGGCUAUGAAUUUGGGCAAAAGAUAUUACCAGUAUUUGCAAUCCAAGACAGCACCACCCACUGCUGAAGAUACACUUGAUACCACAGCAAUCGAUUACAUGUGGGACGUCCAUCAAGCUGGUGUUGAUAUAGCAACAGCGAAAUUCAAAAGCAUAUCAGAAUAUUCUUCAGCAGCUGAAAGGGAUUUCACCAUGGACUUUCUACUUGCCAUUGAAUUUUGUGAGGCUGCUCAAUAUCGCCCCUACUUUGAAAGUGCAGCAGAAUUACUAGAGGGAUUCCCACAUAGGCCACUCACAGACGAGGAUGCACAAGACCUCCCGGAUGACUUCAGCACACGGCAAAAAGCAAUGCUGGUUGCAGUAAAACUCAUCAGAACAAUAAAUGACUUUUCAGGUGGCCUGUUUUUAACCCUUUGGAAGAAUCUCAUGGCAUUAUCAGAUGUGAACAAGGCCUUGGGGCGGUUCCUUAUCAAACGGCUACUCUUAAUACCCAGUUUUUGGUAGCCUAACUUAGGUGUUACAAAUACGGUGAUUUAGAAAUUUAUGUAGCAGAAUUAAAAAAUCAAUACUGUAAUUAAAAUUUAGUGAAAUCUUUGCUCCUUCUAGCCCUUUUGAUGCUUUGAAUGUCUGAAAUUUUCAUCCUAGAAUCUCUCUACUGACUCAGUAAUUUAUGAACUACUCUACCACAAAUUAAAUAAAAA
This is a messenger RNA of Ochotona princeps (American pika), 1254 nucleotides long. RefSeq names its product protein LEG1 homolog. Bases 8 to 1057 code for a protein of 349 amino acids. Lineage: Eukaryota; Metazoa; Chordata; Mammalia; Lagomorpha; Ochotonidae. The record is from RefSeq and is a predicted model, not a curated record. The transcript is spliced from 6 exons.